Molecule: messenger RNA, 705 nt
Organism: Malassezia pachydermatis
Lineage: Eukaryota; Fungi; Basidiomycota; Malasseziomycetes; Malasseziales; Malasseziaceae
Product: ribosomal protein l15
Exons: 2
Coding region: 1-705 (234 amino acids)
Biological process (GO): translation
Cellular component (GO): mitochondrial large ribosomal subunit
Molecular function (GO): structural constituent of ribosome
Source: RefSeq, a predicted model, not a curated record
AUGGCGGCUACCUAUGCUACGUCCGCCGUGCGCAUCGGCAACUUGACACCGGCGCAGCCAAAGAAGAAUAGUAAGCGUUUGGGUCGUGGUAGCGGUACAGACCGUGGUGGCACGUCUACGCGUGGUCAUAAGGGUCAGAAGGCUCGUGCCGGCAACGGCAAGCCCAAACCAGGCUUUGAAGGUGGCCAGACGCCGCUGGUGCGCUUGAUUCCCAAGCGAGGCUUUACCAACCCUCAUAAGCAGCACUUUGCGCCGCUGAACCUGGACCGUCUACAGUUCUGGAUCGAUCAGGGCCGUCUGGACCCCAAUCAACCUAUCACAGCGCGUGAAUUGUACGAAAGUCGAUGCAUUCAUAACGUACGCGAUGGCGUCAAGUUGAUGGGCGAUGGUGCGGAGCAUCUGCGUACCCCUAUCAACAUAGUCGUCUCUCGUGCUUCUCGUUCGGCUAUUGCUGCCGUGGAGAAGGCGGGUGGCUCCAUUGUGUGUCGCUACUACAAUGCUACGAGUCUGCGUGCGUUGGUCAAGCCGCACAAGUGGCUCGCCAAGAACUUGCCAUUGCCGCAUUUCGCUGACCCUGUAUCCUACCGUGACCUAUUGUGGUACUCGUCGGUGAACAACCGUGGCUACCUGGCGCUGCGUGACCGCCAAGCGUCUGAGCCGGCAUCGAUGCCCGAGACGUCAGAGACUUCGUCGUCGUCGUCGUAA